This is a messenger RNA of Mesocricetus auratus (golden hamster), 2686 nucleotides long. Its product is annotated as vomeronasal type-2 receptor 116-like. Gene Ontology annotation, biological process: G protein-coupled receptor signaling pathway. Gene Ontology annotation, cellular component: membrane. The record is from RefSeq and is a predicted model, not a curated record. NCBI's taxonomy places the organism in Eukaryota, Metazoa, Chordata, Mammalia, Rodentia, Cricetidae. The transcript is spliced from 6 exons. The coding region runs from base 1 to 2562 and encodes 853 amino acids. Gene Ontology annotation, molecular function: G protein-coupled receptor activity.
AUGCUAUUCUCUUGGAUUUUUAUCUCUUGGUUUCUGCAGAUUCCUACAUUUGAGUGCUCCUACAACAGCAUUGAGUGCUUAGUAAGAAUGAAUUAUCGCUUAAUUGGGAAAGGAAAUGUACUGAUUUCUGGUUUUUUUCCUGCUUAUGUUAUCUAUCCACACAACAAAUCAAUUGACUGGAGGAUAACUACAUUUAACAGAAAUUUUGUGGUUGAGUUUAAGGUGAGGAAUUACCAGUGUAUUUUGGCCAUGAUGUUUGCCAUUGAGGAGAUCAACAGCAAUCCCUAUCUGUUACCCAAUACAACACUGGGAUUUGUGGUUCAGAAUGUCCCAGCGGGUCAAAGAAAUACUCUGGAAAAUGUUUUUCGAAUACUUUCAGGCAUUGAUUAUGCCCUCCCCAACUAUAGAUGUGCAAGAGAGAGCAUGUCAGCUGCUGUAAUUACAGGGCCAUCAUGGGCAAUAUCAGAAUACAUAGGGACACUGCUGAAUCUUUAUAAAUUUCCACAGUUUACUAUUGGGUCUUUUGAUACUACCCUGAGUGAAAAAAGGCAGUUUUCUUCCUUGUACCAGGUGGCUCCAAAGGACACAUCUCUGAUGCUUGGUAUUGUAUCUUUGAUGCUUCAUUUCCACUGGAUUUGGGUUGGACUUUUUAUUAUAGAUGAUCACAAAGGUGCGCAGACUCUGUCAGAUUUGAGACAUGCAAUGGAGGAUAAUGGAGUCUGCAUAGCAUUUGUGGAAAUGAUACAAGUUAAUAGGGGUGCAUUUCUGACCACAUCCUGGAAAAACCAUGUUCAGAUUGUGGAAUCAUCAACAAAUGUAAUUAUUAUUUAUGGUGACAGUGAUUCACUACUAAGCUUAAUUAUAUAUAUUAAGCAGAAGUUUCUGACAUGGAAAGUCUGGGUCUUGAACUCCAACUGGGAUAAUACUAGCUUCAAUGACAAUUUUCUGUUAGAUUCAAUGCAUGGUGCCCUUAUUUUUUCACACAAUCAUGAGAAGAUUAUUAAUUUCACAAAUUUUAUUGAGGCAGCCAAUCCUUUCAAAUACCCCAAAGAUAUUUUUCUUCAUGUAUUGUGGAAUUUAUUCUUCAAAUGCUCAUUUUUGAGGAAAGAUUGUAAAAUUGUGGAAAACUGUAAGCCUAAUGCCUCUUUGGAGUUCUUGCCAGGGAAGUUAUUUGAUAUGGCUAUGAGUGAAGAAAGUUACAAUGUGUACACUGCUGUGUAUGCUGUGGCCCACAGUCUACAUGAGAUGAUGCUCAAUCGAGUACAAUUUCAUGCUCUUGAGAAAGGAAGAGAGAAGGCAUUUUCCCCUUGGCAGCUUCACCCUUUUAUAAAGAACAUACAAGCCUUCAAUCAUACUGGAUACCAGGUACUUCUGAAUUGGAAAAGGAAAUCACAUGAAGAAUAUGACAUUCUCAAUUUUUGGAAUUUUCCAAAAGGUCUUGGAUUAAAUGUGAAGGUAGGAACUUUCUCUACAAAUGCCCCAAAGGGCCAGAAGUUGUCGUUAUCAUCUCAUAUGAUACAGUGGGCCACAGGAUUGACAGAGAUUCCUCAGUCUGUAUGCAGUGUGAGUUGUGAACCUGGAUUCAGGAAAACCCACCAAGAGGGCAUGGUUGCCUGUUGCUUUGACUGUACCCAUUGCUCAGAGAAUGAGAUUUCCAAUGAGACAGAUGUGGAUCAGUGUGUGAUGUGUCCAGAAAGUCACUAUCCAAACACAAAGAAGAACUACUGCUUACAGAAAAGCGUGACAUUCCUGGCCUAUGAUGACCCCUUGGGGAAGACAAUCAGCUUCAUCUCCCUGGGCUUCACCUCACUCACAGUUCUUGUUCUCUGGGUGUUUCUUAAACACAAAGACACUCCCAUUAUUAAGGCCAAUAACAGGGCUCUCAGUUAUACCCUGCUCAUCACUCUGACCCUCUGCUUUCUCUGUCCCUUGCUCUUCAUUGGCCGUCCUCACACAGUCAACUGUAUCCUACAGCAGAACAUGUUUGGACUGCUGUUCACUGUGGCUCUUUCGACUGUGCUGGCAAAAACUCUGACUGUACUUGUAGCCUUCAAGAUCACCACUCCAGGGAAAAUGAGGAUGUUUCUGAUAUCAAAGGCCCCGAAUUUCAUCAUUCCCAUAUGUGCCCUGCUGCAAGUUGUUCUCUCAGGAAUUUGGCUGGCAACCUGUCCUCCAUUUAUUGACAAAGAUGUAUAUUCAGAACAUGGCCGCAUCAUCAUCAUUUGCAACAAAGGCUCAGCUCUUGUCUUCUACUGCAUCCUGGGAUACCUGGGAACACUGGCCAUGGGAAGCUACCUUAUGGCAUUCUUAUCCAGGAAUCUUCCUGAUGCAUUCAAUGAAGCCAGGUUCCUGGCUUUCAGCAUGCUUGUGUUCUGCAGUGUCUGGAUCAGUUUCCUCCCUGUCUACCACAGCACCAAGGGGAAGGUCAUGGUGGCUAUGGAAGCCCUCUCUAUCCUGGCUUCUAGUGCAUCACUCUUAGGCAUCAUCUUUGCCCCAAAGUGCUACAUCAUACUCUUAAGGCCAGAAAGGAACUCACUUCAUCACAUCAGGGACAAAACAUAGACUAAGAGGUAAAACCUUAAAACCCACCUCACUUGUUUCUUAAGUUGAAGAGCUUUGAAGUACGCUUGUGCUUCCCCUUCUAAACACUCACACAUGAAGGUAUAAUAUGACAUUUGAUCCUAUA